AUGGAUUCUAUCGCUGCUGUUCAGCCCAGCACCGAGCCUACCAGGGAAAAGAGCAUUGGCAAUAUGUCUGUUGACGAGGAAGAUGCGAUUCGCAAGGUUGAGGAGGCUAAUAUGCCAUCACAUUCUGCGCAAGAGGGUGUGCGAGAGGUAGAGGCUGUCACUUUGGCGUGGACUAAGACAUCUCUGGCAUGCGCAUUCAUAUGUAUGUGGUUCUUGUACCUCACAAAUGCUUUUCAAUCAUCCAUUACCGGCAACCUAACGCCCUACGUAACCUCUGGAUUCGAAGAACACUCGCUACUUACCGUCAUCUCCAUCGUAUCCAACUCCAUGGCCGCAGCCGUCUACAUUCCGACCGCCAAGUUGCUUGAUCUCUGGGGUCGUGCUGAAGGUUUCGCUACUAUGGUGUGUUUUGCUACCCUUGGUUUGAUCAUCAUGGCGGCGUCUACAAACCUGGCUACAUAUUGCGCAGCGCAGGUUUUUUACACGAUUGGAUUUGGUGGUAUGAUCUACUGUGUCGAUGUCAUCACAGCAGAUUCCAGUAGUCUGAAGCACCGAGGUUUGGCUUUCGCUUUUACCUCUUCGCCAUAUAUUAUCACAGCAUUCGCUGGACCAAAGGCGGCCGAGGGAUUCUAUAACAACAUCAAUUGGCGCUGGGGUUUCGGCACUUUCGCUAUCAUCCUGCCUUUUGUGGCUGCCCCACUGUUCGUUGUGCUGAAGCUCAACUUACGGAAGGCGAAGCAGACUGGUGUACUGGAGCGCGAGUCGAGUGGAAGAAACCUGAUGCAGAGCAUCAUCUUCCACAUUCGAGAGUUUGACGUUCCUGGUGCUUUCUUACUAGCCGCCGGUCUUGUCAUCUUCCUCCUCCCGUUCACUCUCGCCGACUCAGCACCUAACGGUUGGUCAACAGGCUACAUCAUCGCGAUGUUGGUCGUUGGUUUCGUCCUACUCAUAUUGUUCGGCCUCCACGAGCGCUUCACGGCCGGAAAGCCCUUCCUGCCUUUCGACCUCUUGACUAGCCGCUCGGUCCUCGGCGCAUGUCUCCUUUCCUUCACAUACCAGAUCUCGUACUACGCCUGGAACUCUUACUUUACCUCGUUCCUGCAGGUAGUCACCAAUCUUACUAUCGCUGAAGCAGGCUAUGUUGCUUCGACCUUCGAUGUCCUUUCUGGUGUCUUGCUCCUGUCAGUCGGUCUCGUCAUCAGCAAGACUGGCUACUUCCGCUGGCUUCUCUUCAUCGCCGUACCAAUCUAUAUUCUCGGUCAAGGUCUCAUGAUCUACUUCCGCCACCCAAGCACCAGCGUCGGAUAUCUGGUCAUGUGCCAAGUCUUUAUCGCAAUCGGUGGUUCUAUCAUCAUUCUCUGCGAGCAGAUUGCCGUUAUGGCUGCCGCGGACCAUCAACAUAUUGCAUCGGUACUCGCCCUUCUUAACAUCUUUGGAUGGCUAGGCGGUGCAGUUGGAUCCACCAUCUCCGGUGCUAUCUGGACGAACUCCUUCCCGCAAGCCUUGAUGGAUUUGCUGCCAGCUGAGGCCAUGGAGAACUUCGACCUUAUCUAUGGAAGUUUGGAUGAGCAGUUGAGCUAUGAGAGAGGAAGUGCGACGCGGUUAGCAAUCGAAGAAGCGUAUGGUAUUGCGCAGAAGAGGAUGCUGAUUGCGGGUACGGCAAUCAUGGGAUUGUGUCUUGUUUGGGUCUUCUUGAUCAAGAACUUUAACGUUGCGAAGAUGCAACAAACCAAGGGACGAGUUUUUUAG
This is a messenger RNA of Alternaria postmessia, 1749 nucleotides long. RefSeq lists its product as uncharacterized. Gene Ontology annotation, molecular function: transmembrane transporter activity. NCBI's taxonomy places the organism in Eukaryota, Fungi, Ascomycota, Dothideomycetes, Pleosporales, Pleosporaceae. The transcript has 3 exons. The coding region runs from base 1 to 1749 and encodes 582 amino acids. The record is from RefSeq and is a predicted model, not a curated record. Gene Ontology annotation, biological process: transmembrane transport.